Messenger RNA from Serpula lacrymans var. lacrymans S7.9, 2103 nucleotides. RefSeq lists its product as uncharacterized. Gene Ontology annotation, cellular component: kinesin complex; microtubule. The record is from RefSeq and is a predicted model, not a curated record. Gene Ontology annotation, molecular function: ATP binding; microtubule motor activity; ATP hydrolysis activity. The transcript has 14 exons. Bases 1 to 2103 code for a protein of 700 amino acids. Gene Ontology annotation, biological process: microtubule-based movement. Lineage: Eukaryota; Fungi; Basidiomycota; Agaricomycetes; Boletales; Serpulaceae.
AUGUCUGCCUUACAGAGAAUAAGGAUUGCAGCCCGUCUGCGGCCCCGAAUUGAUGGCGAGGUCGAAGAUACUUCCAUUCAAGUCAUCCAUUCAGACCAAGCCGCAUCCUGCAUCAGCAUCGCCAACCCAAGAGAUCCUACACAAGUCUUCAAAUUUCCUUUCUCGUCGUGCUAUGACCAAUCCUCCACACAGGAGGAAAUAUUCGAUAGAGAUGUGCAACCCUUGAUCAAUGUUGUUUACAGUGGCGUUACAGUUACGAUCUUCGCGUAUGGUGUAACGUCGUCUGGUAAAACACAUACUAUGCAGGGUAGCAAAUCUCAGCCAGGUGUCAUUCCACGAGUUGUCACAGCAAUGUUUCAACAGAAAUCAUCUCUGCACAGGUCAAAUGUUUCCCUGGCUGUGUCUUAUAUGGAAAUAUACAAGGACGAAGUUUAUGACCUUUUAGUAAAUAGGGAAACCGCUCCCAAGCUACCAGUACGAGAGAACGACGUGGGCCAAGUUUUCGUUGCCAACCUUACCUCAAUUCCCAUUAAUUCAAUAGAAGAAUUUGACGCCAUUUAUUUACAAGCCUCGAAACACCGUUCAGUAGGAUCAACAAAUUUGAAUCAUGCAUCAUCCCGGUCGCAUGCCGUUUUAACAAUUGAAGUGACCAUGACAGAUUCUUCGGAAGAGAAAACAUUGACAGGAAAGAUCAAUCUAGUCGACUUAGCUGGUUCAGAAAAUAACAAGCUGACUGGCAACGAUCCCACACGCAUGUCUGAAUCUUCAGCAAUCAACAAAAGCUUAAGUGUUUUGGGACAAGUGGUUCAUGCCCUAAACCAAGGAGCUUCUCGUAUACCAUAUCGAAACUCUAAAUUAACUCGAAUACUUCAAGAUGCGCUAGGUGGAUCGUCCGUAGGAUUACUCAUAUGCAAUCUUGCUCCAGGCGUCAAAUUCCGACAGGAUACCCUUAAUACUCUCAACUUUGCAGUACGAACGAAGAAUGUAGAAAAUAGACCUGUCAUCAACGAACGUAAUAACAAGCCAAAACCAAAGCCACACUUUGCUGCCAUUCAACCACCACCGCCCAAGCUUGCACCUGCCGUACUGCAACCGGUAUCGACGGCCGGUUCUAGUAGUGGACCCUCCCGACAGUCUCUUGUUCCUGGUCCCAGGCAGAGUCUUGCGGGAUUCUCCCGAGUGCCACGCGUCAGUGGCUUCGGGAUUGGCCCUUCCACCUCUUUACCGACAAGAUUGAGAUCUUCCGGUGGCGUCGCCGCUGUGAAAGAAAAGGAACCCGGUGGGAUGCAGCUGACAGAUAAGGAUAUCGACGAAAGAAUAGCAAAAGCCGUUGAAAUGGAAGUCGCGCGGCGGCUGGAAGAGCGGGAGAAGGAACGGGUCAAAGACGAAGAAGAACGGCGAGCAAAGGAGCAAGCUGCUGCAGAACAGGAAAAAUCGGCAUCUUUCGAUCAAAGAGGGGAUCAGAAGUUGCCUCCGGGUAUCCUUACGCCUUUGCUGCGAAAGCAUAGAGACCUUGAUGACGAGCUCAAGACGCGCUUAGAAGAGCUUGAGGAGAAGUUUGAACGAGGUAAUAAGGAGACCCAACUUGCCGAUGUAUUGUCUCCCCUGUCGAAAAAGAAGACAGGGCGAGCGUAUGUGGCGCUGGCGCGCGCUCAUUCCGAAAAAGGCGACCUGCAAGUAGCCUUGGAGCUUUAUCGAAAAGCAGAAUCAUAUGUCCCAGACAAUAUUAAACUGAAAGAGAGAAUCAUCGAAAUUGAAUGGGCAGCCAAGAACAACAAGGAAUUUGUGCCUUCACCGAAGAAGGUGAAGAAGGUUAAGACGAAAAAAAGAAAAGAUGUUAAAGGCGUGGCCGACGGUCUCGGACAUGCGCAGGGGGGACGGGAGUCGGAUGUAUUUGACAACGGGAAGGGGAAAAGAAAACAGGAUGGCCCUAGUUUUGGAAUAGAGGUGACGAAUAGCCCGUUCAAGAAAAUCAAGACAGAAGGUUGGGAGGACAGCAUUGGUACGCCCCCGGGUCAAUAUCAUAACAUCAAAGCAGAGGGUAAUGACGAACUUGAGUGGGCAUCAGCGAGGAACAGCAUCGAUAUGGAGGAUGCAGCUUGA